This is a messenger RNA of Zerene cesonia (dogface butterfly), 2998 nucleotides long. RefSeq names its product glycine receptor subunit alpha-4 (gene alka). Bases 186 to 1562 code for a protein of 458 amino acids. Lineage: Eukaryota; Metazoa; Arthropoda; Insecta; Lepidoptera; Pieridae. The transcript has 11 exons. Gene Ontology annotation, molecular function: extracellular ligand-gated monoatomic ion channel activity; transmembrane signaling receptor activity; chloride channel activity. The record is from RefSeq and is a predicted model, not a curated record. Gene Ontology annotation, cellular component: synapse; membrane; neuron projection. Gene Ontology annotation, biological process: chloride transmembrane transport; regulation of membrane potential; chemical synaptic transmission.
GCCAUUUGCAGUGGCUCAGUUAAAACGCGGGCCCCGUAUUCACCGCCCCUUGCCGCCGCUUAUAAAAUUACAUACUAAUAAUAAUAUAGUGGAUGUGUUGUGUUCGGAUUUUGUAAACAUGGUCGAAUGAUAUCUGAGCGGCACUGUAAUGUCCGCAACCGAGCUCGCCGCAUCCCUAACAGAAGAUGUUUAAAUGCAUUUGGAAGACUACAUUAUUCUUUUUAUUAUGGCUAUGCAAUGACGUGGCAUCUAAAAGGAAUCAUACAUUAAAACCACGAGUAGUGCUACCGGAGACGUACGUAAAAGAAAUGAGGCCUCCAUCUCGUAAGGGCCAGCCAGUGACCGUGGAGUUCAGUAUAUACGUGGUGGAUGUUAAUUCUAUUAAUGUGGAAGACAUGGAUUUUAGAGUGGACAUGUUCAUCAGACAGACUUGGUUGGAAAGUAGACUGCAGCUGCCUGACGACAUCUUUGAAGAAGGCGACGACCACGUGACCUUACCCCCAGAGUUUUUCGACAAUCUGUGGCACCCAGACCCUUACUUCCUUAACUCCAAAGUGACAGAGAUAGCUGAGCUCACCCACAAAUUCUCAUCAGUGACCCUCUACAGGAACCAAACUGUGAGGUACGCGGCGCGAAUGCAUGCCAUCAUCGCUUGCCAGAUGGAAUUUCAACUCUACCCUAUGGACAUACAGUCGUGUCCGAUUUACAUAGAGAGCUUUUCAUACAGUAAUCAAAAAGUGCGAUUCAAAUGGAGUGAAGCAGGGGUGACUAUUAACCCUGAAUUAAAACUGCUCCAGUACCACAUCGGAGAACCGCUCAGACUGGAAGAAACUAAUGGGUUAAUGAUUGAUAAAGAGGGAAAUUUCUCAAGACUAGUAGUGUACUUCAGGUUUGAGCGGCAAAUUGGUCACCACCUAAUCCAGACCUUCGCACCUUCCUCUCUUGUCGUUAUGCUCUCUUGGUUCAGCUUUUGGCUGGAUCUAGAUGCAGUGCCAGGGCGAGUGACCUUACUGGUAACUUGUAUGUUGACGCUGGUCACUAUGUUCACGGGAUUGCGAGCUGAUAUACCACCAGUUGCAUAUGUUAAGGCACUUGACCUUUGGAUGGCUGGAUGUAUGAUGUUCGUAUUCGCCGCACUGGGAGAGUUUGUGGUAGUAAAAGUGUUAGAUAAGCAGUACCAGAUGAACAAGUCAAAAGCACAAGAAAGUAUGCCCAGGAUCAUACCUGUGCGCAUCAAUGGUGAAAAGGGGUCCUGUGGUACCGUAGCCGCUUGGGAGGGUUCAGGUGUUAGGUGUCGAAAGGUUGAUUUGACGUCUCCCGCCUCACCGCAGGGCACGACGCCCACCGUGCACUCGCCCGCUGCACCAACGCAUCUCGUUGGAGUGGAAAGAAGGCAGAGUAUAUUACAAGUCGCUUGGUUGGACGCAGACACUGGUCAAGAAAGGGUAUUAUGGCGCGAAAUUGAUAAACUAUCGCGUGUGGUGUUUCCCGCCUUAUUUCUUCUGUUCGUCACCAUGUAUUGGCCCGUCCUUCUUCUUAAAACCAAAAGCUCUUCAUACUGAAUUCAUAAUGGAUAAAACGAGGGCUUUGUUGAAUGUCUAUUGUCAUUUGCCAAUAUUGUUGUAGAACGGUAGACUUAGAUAUAUUUCUCAUUGUUCACUAAUUUACUCAAUAAACUAAUAUAAUGCUGUCUCAGGUUAUACACAAGAAAAGAAAGGGACACAAAUUUAAAACCCAGGUAGCGUCAUUGAUAAUUCGAACCAAAUCUGGUUUCUUCACGCAUAAACGUCAUGAUCGAUUGCGGAAAACGUCUUUAACAUGAAUUUUCUAACUUAUUAAUAACUAAUUAAGAAUUAAUUCGAACCAAAAUUGUUUCGUCCAAACUAAAUGGAUAAACGAUAGAUUUAGGAAAAUUAUAAUUAUUUGGUACUAAACUAAUUUUUUAAAACCGUAAGCACAAUUUUAUUUAAAUUUGUUAUUAUGACUUAUUGUUUCUAUAUUUUAAAGAAUUUUAUUGACGUUUUAUGUAAUAUUAAGUUUUACUAUAGUUAAAAUCUGUGAAACAUUAGUUUUAUUGGAUGAUGACAUUUAAAUAAUUAAAGAAAACUCUAAAAUAGAAUGGGCACAUGUAAUAAAAUUAAUAUAUUAUGUUAUUACUAUUGAUUUAUUAGCAUUAGUUUAAACGCACAUUUUCCCAAAUGAAAGCUGUGAUAAAAUUUCACAAACAAUGUAACAGUGAUUUCUAUAUUCGAUUAGUCAAAAAAUCAUAGCGAAUAUUAAAUCAAUAUUAAAAAAAAACAUAAAAAUUACUAAUUAUAUAAAGUACAUUUAGAAUAAAUGUAUGGUCAUCUAUGAAAUGAAGAUGAACCUAUUUUAAAGUUAUUUAGAAUAACUCCAUGUUCGUUUUUAAUGCCAACAAUUCAUUAAAUUGAGCAAAUAUAAUUCAAAAUUUGUAAUACAGAAGCUUUUGUAUAGGAAAUUAAAUAAAAUGCUUCACGAUAUCUUCAGUUAUUUUAACAAUAAGCACCCGAGUGCCAUUAAUUAAUCAUAUUUUAGAAAUGCCUAGUUAUCAAUUUUAAUCCUACAUUUGAAUAAAACUUUCAUUAAUGAAAAUAACGAUUCGGUACAAAAACCAACCGUUCAGAAUUCCAAAGUAAGUUUCUUUCGAAGAUUUAUGUAAUAAUUAAAGUUUAAUUAAAGUUAAAUGCUUAUUAAAAUAGAACACCAACGUAUCACUCAGCUUUAAAUAAUUGUGAUAAUUUAAUUUAUAUCGUGUUUUAUGUAUUUAUAGAUAACCCGCCAAUUGGUGACGUCAUACCAUAUACAUGAUUUAAACAUCGUUAUUUAGUCGGAUUAUAAUAUCUCCUGCAUUUAUUAUUAUGUAUGUACAACUGUACCUCCGAUAAAGUAGUGUAAUAAAAGGAAUAACGUAAAUAGAAUCGUGUGAGCCGAUGAAAUCGUGACUUCAAAGUGCUCAUAGCUAAAUUGUAUAUUCAUU